Messenger RNA from Reticulomyxa filosa, 690 nucleotides. NCBI's taxonomy places the organism in Eukaryota, Foraminifera, Reticulomyxidae. The record is from the annotation of a GenBank genome assembly.
AUGUAUCAUCGCUGCAUUCAGCUAUCUGAACAAUUCCCAAGUCACAAUAUGAGCAUAGCAUAUCGUUUGUGGAAAAAGAACCACGAAACAAAAAAGGAUGAAUUCUUUUGUUGGAGAGGAAAAGCCAACACAGGAAGAAAUGUUGUAUCAAUCAACACUAAUACUGUUGUAAUUUGGAGCGAUAGAAGUACAUUUCCAAACCCAGGAUAUGGUAGAGUUGGAUUGGUAGUCCAAGAUUCUGAUACUUCAGAGUGGAUUGAAAUCGAAUACUCAAUCAAAGAUACAAUUACAAAUAUCGGAUGCGAAAUUGAAGGUUUGAAAAAAGCAAUUGAAUAUUCAAUAGAAAAUUAUAAAGGCAAAGACAAAAGAGUUGUGAUUCUAAGUGAUUGCAAAUUUGCUGUUAAUGUAAUGCUAAACAAAGUACAUCCUGAUAAAUACAAAGAACAAAUACAAAAAUGUCAUGAUAUUCUACAGUCUCUUGGAGAACAAGACACACCAGAGAUAUACUGGAUCAAGGGACAUUCCGGAAUCCCAGGAAAUGAAAAAGCGGAUAAACUGGCAAAAAAAGCAAGGAAAAAAGCUGAUAAUUGUCAACCAGAACUACAUCAGAUUGUGAACAAGGAAAAAAUAAUUGUAACAAUCCAGGACUGGCUCCAUCCUAUGCAAUGGAGUGGAAUCGUCACUGGAUAA